AUGUCUACCCUUGCCAAGAAGGAGGUCCGCACUGACGGCGCCCCAGCGCCAAAGCCUUUCCUAUCCCAAGGGGUUGUAGUCGGUAACAUGGUUUACGUCUCUGGUAGCUUGGGGAUGGACCCCAGCACUGGCAAGAUGGUUGAAGGCACCAUUACGGACCGUACAAUCCAAGCUUUGAAGAACAUCUCCAGUAUCUUAGAGGCGGCUAACACCUCUAUGGCGAACUUGGUCAAGGUUAAUGUCUUCAUUACGGAUAUGAAAGACUUCAGUGCUAUGAACGAGGGGUACUUGAAGGAAGUUCGUGCAGGAGUGAUGCCGGUCAGGACUUGUGUCGCGGUCAAGCAGCUGCCUUUUGACUCCGACGUGGAAAUCGAGGCAUCAGCCCAUCUUCCCUCAUCGAAUCUUUGA
This is a messenger RNA of Fusarium vanettenii 77-13-4, 408 nucleotides long. RefSeq lists its product as uncharacterized. NCBI's taxonomy places the organism in Eukaryota, Fungi, Ascomycota, Sordariomycetes, Hypocreales, Nectriaceae. Gene Ontology annotation, molecular function: deaminase activity. The transcript has 4 exons. The coding region runs from base 1 to 408 and encodes 135 amino acids. The record is from RefSeq and is a predicted model, not a curated record. Gene Ontology annotation, cellular component: mitochondrion; cytosol.